AUGGCUCCCCUCAAGCCGCACUGGAAGCAGCCGUCCCACCCGGACAUCCAGGAGGUUCUCGUCGCCGCCGACGGCGACAAUGCCUUCACCACCAAGAGCAUCUCCCGCAUAGAGCUGCCGCCCUUUGCGCUAUUUGCCCGCCUGUCCUCUCCGCCGUGCACGCCAGCCGCUGCGCCGACCUAUGCCACCGUCCAGGUCUCCCGUGACCGGCACAUCAACCUCAACAGCGAUCUGCUGUACAUCAACCACUCGUGCGAGCCGUCUUUGAUCUUUGAUACCGCAGGUCGGGCCGUCUGGGUAGGCCCCAAGGGCCUUCGCCCGGGCGAUGAGCUCACCUUCUUCUACCCCUCCACGGAGUGGGACAUGGCCCAGCCGUUCUCCUGCUUCUGCGGCACUGCCACCUGCCGCGGCCAGAUCAGCGGCGCCCGCUCCAUGCGGCGUGAUCAGCUGGCCGGCCUGUGGCUGAACGCCCACAUCUGGGACUUGCUCGGAGAGCAGGCAGGCGACCACCAAGAAAAGAGUGCAACCGUCUCGGCCUCGCCCACCGAGCUGGCCCUCGAGGAGAUUCUGGCCAAGACCGAGGAGACGCUUCGCAAGGCCGACGAGGCUGCAGAGACCGCCCGCUUCGCACUGGCCACGUACCGUCACAGCGGUAACGCAAACGGAACAAACGGCACAAACGGCCACCAUUAUGGCGGAGCCGCCGACGACAUCACCACCGCCAAAGGAGCGACUCGACGCGGACCGACGUCACGUGAGCUCAGCGGCGAAAUGGGCGGUGAUACUGUACGCACGUAA
Grosmannia clavigera kw1407 is the source of this 798-nucleotide messenger RNA. RefSeq lists its product as uncharacterized. The transcript is spliced from 2 exons. The record is from RefSeq and is a predicted model, not a curated record. Lineage: Eukaryota; Fungi; Ascomycota; Sordariomycetes; Ophiostomatales; Ophiostomataceae. Bases 1 to 798 code for a protein of 265 amino acids.